Salmo salar (Atlantic salmon) is the source of this 645-nucleotide messenger RNA. The record is from RefSeq and is a predicted model, not a curated record. NCBI's taxonomy places the organism in Eukaryota, Metazoa, Chordata, Actinopteri, Salmoniformes, Salmonidae.
AUGAGCACUGUAGUAGCUCUGCUGUUCGUCCUCUGCAGCUGUGCCCCUGACGGACAGCUUCAGCACAGUGACAACCCUAAAACUGACAACACCGUACAGGUCUACCAAGAUGGGGACGAGGGCCAUGAUGAAGACGUUCCCAUGAACAACCAUCUGACUGAAACAGCCGUCGUGGAAGCCAGGCUGAGGGUCAGCGAGAGCCAGGUGGAGGAACAGAGAGUCCUACUCCAGGAGCUGAGAGCCAUUGUGGCUCAACAGAGCACCAAACUGAAUGAGAUGGGAGCCACCAUGGAGGAACAGAGAGUCCUACUCCAGGAGCUGAGAGCCAUUGUGGCUCAACAGAGCACCAAACUGAAUGAGAUGGGAGCCACCGUGGAGGAACUGAAGAGAGAGAACAGAGAGAGACCGAAGGUGGCCUUCUCAGCCUCGCUGUCUGAAUCCAAAGGACCAAAUAGUGAUGAUGGCAUCCUGGUCUACAAACAUGUCUUCAACAAUAUUGGUGAGGCUUACAGUCCAGUGACAGGUAUCUUCAGAGCACCGGUUAAUGGAGUCUACUACUUCACAUACACUGCCUUUACAACCUCCAGCAAGAAGAGAAGAGUGUCGCUGUAUAAGACUUCUAAUGGAGACUGUGACCGAUGGUGA